This is a messenger RNA of Phanerochaete carnosa HHB-10118-sp, 959 nucleotides long. RefSeq lists its product as uncharacterized. The record is from RefSeq and is a predicted model, not a curated record. Lineage: Eukaryota; Fungi; Basidiomycota; Agaricomycetes; Polyporales; Phanerochaetaceae. The transcript is spliced from 7 exons. Bases 28 to 876 code for a protein of 282 amino acids. Gene Ontology annotation, molecular function: acyltransferase activity, transferring groups other than amino-acyl groups.
GUCGCGUGCCGUACACUGAUCUUCAAAAUGUCUGUCUACUACACCUUCUGUCCGCUGCAUAGUGGGCCCGGUGCAUCGCAAGACACGCUAUGCGGUGCCACAGAAAGCAAGGAAACUGAUAGCUUGCUCUACGCGCCGAUAGUAUGCGAGAAGGUCACUCCCCAGCUUAUGCAGUACAAGGAUGUGCCUAAGGUUUAUGAGACUAUAGAGAAGAGUAUUGCUGCAGACCCGUUGGACCGGUACAUGAGCAAUACUCCCGACAACCACAAGAAGACAAAGCGCUGGAAAGCCGGUCGUAAAGCGAUGAUAUAUCUCCAGUGGUACAAGGCUAUCUACGAUGAAGCUGCUUGGACCGUCAAUCGUGGCGAGUCCCUCAUCGGCCUAGGCGAUCCGACGCGUAAGGAAAGCCCUCUUGACAAGGUCCUCGGCUCUCUCUUUGUCCAGCUCAUCAAAGGCAUCCGCGAUCUCGCGGAGUCCAAGGAGCAACGAAAGCGCUCUACCGAGUUCAUGAACAAGGCCAUGAAUACAGCGAAGGAAGUCUUAGGCGACAGGACCACGAAGAUGAUUGAGGUCAGCGGCCUCGCGACCACACCAGAACGCCAGGGCCGCGGGUACGCCACCGCACUCGCGCACCUCGCGACAGACCUGGCGGAUGCGAGAGGCGUCCAGAGCUGGCUUAUGUCGAGCAACACGAUAAACCGAGGCUUCUACCACGAGCUGGGCUUCGAGAUCGUCGCGACGUUCUACGUGGGCAACGACAAUCCGACUUGGAACGAGCCGCCCGUACCGAUAGACAUCAUGGUGAGGGAGCCCAAGGGCGCGAGCAGCAGCGUGGACGAGAAAGCGGUAGGUUUGGAUCCAGGGUUUCUGGUGUAAUAAGCGGCCGUACCUUUCACUCCUCGAGUGUAGCAUGCGGGAUUCCGCGUCGCUUUCUGCAAAAUGAGAACCCCUACUCUCAA